Molecule: messenger RNA, 6789 nt
Organism: Coffea arabica (coffee)
Lineage: Eukaryota; Viridiplantae; Streptophyta; Magnoliopsida; Gentianales; Rubiaceae
Product: protein MOR1
Biological process (GO): microtubule polymerization; spindle organization; establishment or maintenance of microtubule cytoskeleton polarity
Molecular function (GO): microtubule plus end polymerase activity; microtubule plus-end binding
Source: RefSeq, a predicted model, not a curated record
UCUCUCACACACACGCACACUCUCUCAAAAUUCUGCCCUCGCCGGCCCUUUCGGCUGAGAAGAAAACAAAAAAAAGAAAAAAACAGAUGAAAACAAAAAAAAUUCAAAUUUACACCUAAACACGGGAAUAACGACGCCGUCUCCAGCAUUUUCGAUUCCGUUCUGUUUUUCAGUCGUCGGAAAAAGCUUUAUUGGCGGCCCGAUACAGGGAUAGAGUAGUAGAUGUUUUUGUAUGUAUAGUCUGAUACGCUCGUAGGAGAACACAGUGUAUUGUUGGUGGUGGAGAUAGAUAGAUAGAUACAAAUAGGAGCAAUGUCGGAGGAUGAGAAGUUGUUGAAGGAGGCGAAGAAACUGCCAUGGGAAGAUAGGUUAAUGCAUAAGAAUUGGAAGGUGAGGAACGAUGCUAACAUCGACUUGGCUGCCGUCUGCGACUCCAUUUCCGAUCCUAAGGACCCGCGCCUCCGGGAAUUCGGACCAUUUUUUAAAAAGACUGUUGCGGACUCGAAUGCGCCGGUACAAGAGAAGGCGUUAGAUGCCCUAAUUGCCUUCUUAAAAGCUGCUGAUGCUGAUGCUGCGAGAUAUGCAAAAGAAGUAUGUGACGUGAUAGUGGCAAAAUGCAUGACGGGAAGGCCAAAGACGGUGGAGAAGUCACAAACGGCAUUUAUGCUGUGGGUGGAGUUGGAAGCUGUUGAGCAAUUCUUGGAUGCCAUGGAGAAAGCAAUAAAAAAUAAAGUUGCUAAAGCUGUUGUUCCCGCAAUAGAUGUCAUGUUUCAGGCCUUAAGUGAAUUUGGCUCUAAGAUUGUGCCACCAAAGAGAAUAUUGAAGAUGCUUCCUGAACUAUUUGAUCAUCAAGAUCAAAACGUACGUGCAUCGUCCAAAGGACUAACAUUGGAGCUUUGUCGUUGGAUUGGUAAAGAUGCCGUUAAAUCAAUUUUACUUGAGAAGAUGCGUGACACAAUGAAAAAAGAGUUGGAAGCAGAGCUUGUCAAUGUGACAGGGACAGCUAAGCCAACCCGCAAAAUAAGAUCUGAGCAAGACAAGGAGCCAGAACAUGAAGCUGCUUCUGAGGCUGUGAUUUCUGGGCCAUCUGAAGAAGCUGCAGCUGAAGUUCAUCAGGAGAUAGAUGAGUAUGAACUUGUUGAUCCCGUUGAUAUAUUGACGCCCCUGGAGAAGUCUGGUUUUUGGGAUGGAGUGAAAGCUGCAAAGUGGUCAGAGCGGAAAGAAGCUGUUGCAGAGUUAACCAAGCUUGCAUCUACCAAAAGGAUAGCUCCUGGUGAUUUCACAGAGAUAUGCCGGACACUUAAGAAGCUCAUUACAGAUGUAAACAUAGCUGUUGCAGUGGAAGCUGUCCAAGCAAUUGGAAAUCUUGCAAGUGGAUUAAGAACACAUUUUUCAGGGAACUCUCGCCUUCUUUUGCCUGUUUUGCUGGAAAAACUGAAGGAGAAAAAACCUGCUUUGGCAGAGUCUCUUACUCAAACACUCCAGGAAAUGCACAAAUCAGGGUGCUUAAAUCUUGCUGAUAUUGUUGAAGAUGUUAAGGUUGCUGUUAAGAAUAAAGUACCCCUUGUGCGGUCUUUGACUUUGAACUGGGUUACAUUUUGCAUUGAGACAAGCAAUAAAGCUGUCAUCCUCAAAGUACACAAGGAGUAUGUGCCAAUAUGCAUGGAGUCACUAAAAGAUGGGACACCUGAAGUUAGAGAUGCCGCUUUCUCAGCUUUGACGGCGAUAGCUAAGUCUGUGGGCAUGAGACCCUUGGAAAAGUCGCUCGAAAAACUUGAUGAUGUCAGGAAAAAGAAGCUUACAGAAAUGAUUGGUGGCUCUGGAGGUGGUCCAGCAGUAGUUUCCAGUUCAGGUGCAAUUCAAGCUUCAGUAGGAAGUUCGUCUUCCUUGGAGGUUUCAGACGGAUCAUUUGCUAGGAAAUCUGCAGCAAGCAUGCUGAGUGGGAAGAAACCUGUUCAGGCAGCUGUAAGUAUUCCUGCUAAUAAGAAAGCAGCAUCAACUAAAUCGGGUGUUAACAAAAAGGGGGAUGGAUCUGGGCAUGCAAAAGUUUCAAAGCCUGCAGAAACUGAAGAUGUUGAGCCAGCUGAAAUGAGUCUUGAAGAAGUUGAAGAGAAAUUGGGUUCCCUAAUUCAAGCAGAUACUACAUCUCAAUUGAAAAGUACUGUGUGGAAAGAGCGGCUGGAAGCUAUUGGCUCUUUCAAGGAACAGGUUGAAGCAAUACAAGAACUUGAUCCAUCAGUGGAGAUUUUGGUACGUUUGCUUUGUGCUGUUCCAGGCUGGGGCGAGAAAAAUGUUCAGGUUCAGCAGCAGGUUAUUGAGGUUAUUACUCAUAUUGCUUCAACUGCUUCAAAGUUUCCAAAAAAAUGUGUCAUGCUAUGCCUUCUAGGUAUUAGUGAAAGAGUUGCUGAUAUAAAGACAAGAGCUCAUGCAAUGAAGUGUCUUUCUACUUUUUGUGAAGCUGUUGGUCCGGGCUUUGUUUUCCAGAGACUAUACAAGAUCAUGAAAGAGCAUAAGAAUCCUAAAGUUCUUAGCGAAGGGAUUCUGUGGAUGGUUUCUGCAGUUGAUGACUUCGGAACCUCACAUUUGGUUCUGAAGGAUCUAAUAGAUUUCUGUAAAGAUAUUGGGUUACAAUCUAGUACUGCUGCCACUAGAAAUUCAACUAUUAAACUCAUUGGUACAUUGCACAAGUAUGUCGGUCCAGGUAUUAAAGGAUUUCUAUCGGAUGUAAAACCUGCUCUUCUCACUGCACUUGAUGCAGAGUAUGAAAAAAAUCCAUACGAGGAGUCUGCAGCACCUAAAAGAACUGUUAAGGCAGCAGAGUCCAUGUCAUCGUCCUCAGGUGGUGGGCUAGAUAGCCUUCCACGUGAAGAUAUUAGUGGUAAGAUCACACCUGUUCUGCUCAAGGGCUUGGAAAGUACAGAUUGGAAGAUACGACUUGAAUCUAUCGAAACUGUGAAUAAAAUCAUUGAAGAGGCUAAUAAGCGUAUUCAACCAACUGGAACCGGGGAGCUAUUUGGGGCUCUUAGAGGCCGGCUAUAUGAUAGCAACAAGAAUCUAAUAAUAGCAACUUUGUCUACUAUUGGCGGUGUUGCAUCUGCUAUGGGAGCAGCUGUAGACAAGUCAAGCAAGGGGAUUCUGUCAGAUGUUUUGAAAUGCCUGGGUGACAAUAAAAAGCAUACGCGGGAAUGCACUUUGAGCACUUUAGAUUCUUGGCUAGCUGCUGUUCAUCUUGAGAAAAUGAUUCCUUAUAUUACAACUGCAAUAACGGACGCUAAACUUGGUGCGGAAGGUCGCAAGGAUCUUUUUGAUUGGUUGUCCAAACAACUGAAUGUGUUAGUUAACUUCCCUGAUGCCACACAGCUGCUAAAGCCUGUGGCUUCUUCUAUGACGGAUAAAUCAGCUGAUGUUCGACAUUCAGCAGAAGCGUGCUUUGCUGAAAUUCUCAGGAUCUGUGGGCAUGAAGUGGUGAGCAAGAAUUUGAGAGAUAUACAAGGACCUGCUUUAGCAAUUGUUUUGGAAAGGUUGAAGCCAUAUGGAGGUCUUCAUGAAACGUUUGAAUCUGGAAGAGUUUCUGCUGCAUCAAAAGGCAGCUCAAAGAUCGGAAAGUCAAACGGCUAUGGUGAUCGUCCAACUAGACAUGGAAGCAAAGCUAAUUCUUCAAGAGCUAUCCCAACAAAAGGCCCAAGGCAAGAGUCCCUUAUGUCUGUUCAAGACAUUGGUGUCCAGUCACAGGCUUUGCUUAAUGUCAAGGAUUCAAACAAGGAUGAUAGAGAGAGAAUAGUUGUCCGCAGAUAUAAGUUUGAGGAGAUACGGUCAGAACAGAUACAAGAUCUUGAGAAUGACCUUAUGAGGUUCUUUAGAGAGGAUUUGCACAGGAGGCUUCUAAGUACAGACUUUAAGAAGCAAGUUGAUGGGAUUGAGAUGCUGCAGAAGGCGCUCCCAUCCAUUGGAAAAGAUAUAAUAGAAGUUUUAGAUGUGCUCUUGAAGUGGUUUGUUAUGAGAAUAUGCGAGUCAAACACUUCAUGCCUGCUCAAGGUGCUGGAAUUUCUUCAUGAACUUUUUGACAUGUUGAAGAAUGAGGGGUACAUCAUGACUGAAGCAGAGGCUGCAAUUUUUCUUCCCUGUUUGAUUGAAAAGUCUGGACAUAACAUAGCACAAGUACGAGAAAAGAUGCGGGAGUUAAUUAAGCAAAUAAUCCUUACAUACUCUGCAGCAAAAACAUUUCCAUAUAUUCAGGAGGGCUUACGGUCUAGAAAUAAUCGAACUCGAAUAGAGUGUGUUGAUCUUGUUGGUUUCUUACUUGAAAACCAUGUUUCAGAGAUUUGGGGACAUCUGAAGUCGUUGCAAUCAGUUGCAAGCUUAACAUCGGAACGAGAUGGUGAUAUUAGGAAUGCUGCUUUAAUUACUUUGGCUACUGGAUACAAGAUUCUUGGUGAUGACAUAUGGAAAUUCGUCGGAAAGUUGACAGAGGCUCAAAGGAGCAUGUUAGAUGAAAGAUUCAAGCGGAAGGCACGGGAGAUGGACAAAAGAAAGGAGGGAAAGCCCGGUGAGAUUAGGGCAGUAUUAAGGCGCUCCGUGAGGGAUAAUGGAUUGGAUCUAGCAGAACAAAGCGGUGAAGUUUCCAGGUCUACUGUUGGCCCAUUAUCCAAUAGGGACAGUUAUAGUCAUUUAGAGUUUCAAAUGGAUAGAGCUCCAAUCCCUCGGACUGUUCCUGGCACAGUUGGUCCUACGGACUGGAAUGAAGCUCUGGAUAUAAUAUCAUAUGGUUCCCCAGAACAGUCCGUUGAAGGAAUGAAAGUUGUGUGCCAUGAGUUGGCCCAGGCCACUAGUGAUCCCGAAGGCAGUGCUAUGGAUGAUGUGGUUAAAGAUGCAGAUAGACUUGUUUCAUGCUUAGCAAACAAGGUAGCUAAAACUUUCGACUUUAGUCUGACGGGCGCCUCCUCAAGAUCUUGUAAAUAUGUCCUGAACACGCUCAUGCAGACAUUUCAAAACAGAAGACUUGCCCAUGCCGUCAAGGAGAGUACUCUUGAUAGCCUAAUUACUGAGCUUUUGCUUUGGCUUUUGGAUGAAAGGGUUCCUCGGAUGGAUGAUGGCAGUCAACUUUUGAAAGCUUUGAAUGUCUUGAUGCUCAAAAUAUUGGAUAAUGCUGACAGAACGUCAUCCUUUGUUGUGCUCAUUAAUCUCUUGCGGCCUCUUGACCCAUCAAGGUGGCCAUCUCCGGCAAUAAACGAGUCUCUUGCUAUAAGAAAUCAGAAAUUUUCAGAUUUGGUUGUCAAAUGUCUGAUCAAACUGACAAAGGUUUUGCAAAGUACUAUUUAUGAGGUUGACCUUGAUCGCAUUCUCCAAAGCAUUCACAUAUACCUUCAAGAGCUAGGAAUGGAAGAAAUUCGCAAAAGGGCGGGAGCUGAUGACAAACCGUUGCGCAUGGUCAAAACUGUCUUGCAUGAACUUGUGAAGCUUCGUGGAACUGCCAUAAAGGGUCACCUUUCAAUGGUUCCAAUAGAUAUGGAACCCCAACCAAUUAUACUUGCCUACAUAGAUCUUAACCUUCAGACCUUGGCAGCAGCCAGAAUGUUAUCCCCAUCUGGGCCUGUCGGCCAAACUCAUUGGGGAGAUUCCACGGCCAAUAAUCCAGCUCCUGCAACCCAUUCUGCAGAUGCACAAUUGAAGCAAGAACUUGCUGCAAUAUUCAAGAAAAUUGGUGACAAGCAAACUUGCACCAUCGGCCUUUAUGAGCUGUACAGGAUUACGCAAUUAUACCCCAAGGUUGAUAUAUUUGCUCAGCUGCAAAAUGCUAGUGAAGCAUUUCGAACUUACAUUAGAGAUGGUUUAGCACAGAUGGAGAAGACUACGGCUGCAGGAAGGACGCCUUCAAGCGUACCCUUGUCGACCCCUCCUCCUGCUGCACUUAACCUAUCUUCCCCAAAAUUUGGUGCUUUGUCACCAGUAAAUACUAAUCCGCUUAGUGAAGCAAAAUCAAUGAACACUAAAUUAGAAGCUACAAACUUCAGUUUGCCACCAUCAUAUGCUGAAGAUGAUCGAGGCAGUAAUCCUGCCCUUUCAAGGGGCCCCAGGUUUGAUCAGUCAGAUUCAAGGCAUCAAUCUGGGGACCAAAGAAACGACAGAUUACCAUCUGGAGUUACAAGUGGAGCAUUAGAUGCAAUAAGGGAAAGAAUGAAGAGCAUUCAAUUAGCUGCAGCUGCAGGAAAUCAGGAGCCUGCAAACAAGCCCGUGAUAGCUGUGAAUGGGAAUUUAGGUCAUCCCCUGCCAAAUCAGUUUCCCCUCGCCACUGAGCAUGCGAGUAUUGAAAAUUCAAUGCCGGGAGGGGUUCUUCCUAUGGAUGAGAAAGCAUUAUCUGGGCUUCAGGCACGAAUGGAGAGGCUAAAAAGUGGGUCCAUUGAACCUUUAUAGGGAGAGCAAUCACUUCUGGGAAAAUCAUCAAUUCUUUUAAGCAUCUAGGUGUCAUUGUGCCAAAAAGAUGCUGAUUUUGUAAAUGAAGAGCGUGUGUCCUGGUGUAAUUAUAGGGCUGCCUUGAGUACGCAUCCAUCUUUGGUGAUGGAAAAGACUCGUCAAGAUUUAUUAAAGGUUGCUUUUACAGCUGAGAUUGUCCUGUAAGAAAUUGGCAACUGGAUUAUUCUGAUUUACUCUUUCUUUGUAUAUUGUAGGUUGUUCCUUUGUCAUGUUUGGCAUUUGAUAAAUGUUUAAUGAAAAGUUUUUGAUGUGUCAAUACAACCAAAUUUUGAUACCAAGUGUAUGUUUGAUGAUGGAUUUCUCCGAUUGGAGGUGGUA